AUGCCCAAUUCUCUGCUUCCCCCCAUCCCCUUCCCUGCUUUCCCCCACCCCCUUCCCUGCUCCCCCCCAUCCCCUUCCCUGCUUUCCCCCAUCCCCUUCUCUACUACCCCCCAUCCCCUUCCCUGCUUCCCCAUGUCCCCUUCCCUGCUUCCCCCCAUCCCCUUCCCUGCUUCUCCCCGUCCCCUUACCUGCUUCCCCCCCUCCUCUUCCUUGCUUCCCCUCAUCCCCUUCUCUGCUUCCCCUCAUCCCCUUCCCUGCUCCCCCCCAUCCCCUUCUCUGCUUCCCAACAUCCCCUUCCCUACUUCCCCAUGUAACCUUCCCUGCUUCCCCCCCUCCUCUUCCCUGCUUCCCCUCAUCCCCUUCUCUGCUUCCCCUCAUCCCCUUCCCUGCUCCCUUCUAUCCCCUUCUCUGCUUCCCAACAUCCCCUUCCCUGCUUCCCCAUGUCCCCUUCCCUGCUUCCCCCCCUCCUCUUUCCUGCUCCCCCCCAUCCCCUUCUCUGCUUCCCAGCAUCCCCUUCCCUGCUUCCCCAUGUCCCCUUCCUUGCUUCCCCCCUCCUCUUCCCUGCUUCCCCUCAUCCCCUUCUCUGCUUCCCCUCAUCCCCUUCCCUUCUCCCUUCCAUCCCCUUCUCUGCUUCCCAACAUCCCCUUCCCUGCUUCCCCAUGUCCCCUUCCCUGCUUCCCCCCCUCCUCUUCCCUGCUUCUCCUCAUCCCCUUCUCUGCUUCCCCCCAUCCCCUUCCCUGCUCUCCCCCAUCCCCUUCCCUGCUUCCCCCCAUUCCCAAGCCCUACUUCCCCCCAUCCCCUUCCCUGCUUUCCCCCCUCCCCUUCCCUGCUUUCCCCCUUCCCCUUACCUGCAUCCCCCCAUUCCCAUUCCCUCCUUCCCCAUGUCCCCUUCCCUGCUCCCCCCAAUCCCCUUCCCUGCUUCCCCCCAUCCCAUUCCCUGCUUUCCCCCAUCCCCUUCUCUUCUUCCCCUCAUCCCAUUCCCUGCUUUACCCCAUACCCUCCGCACUAUCUCCAGGCGUUGUCCUCAUCCUUCAAAACAACCUGCUUGCCACCCAUCCCACUGCUGUGCACUCUGCACAAAAGCAGAUCUACGACUGGAUCCGCCACGCCGCGGUGCAGGAGUAG
Messenger RNA from Closterium sp. NIES-65, 1125 nucleotides. Lineage: Eukaryota; Viridiplantae; Streptophyta; Zygnematophyceae; Desmidiales; Closteriaceae. The record is from the annotation of a GenBank genome assembly.